Dentiscutata erythropus is the source of this 270-nucleotide messenger RNA. Lineage: Eukaryota; Fungi; Glomeromycota; Glomeromycetes; Diversisporales; Gigasporaceae. The record is from the annotation of a GenBank genome assembly.
AUGACGACUCCAGCGACAACAGAACAAUGCCACCAAGACACCACGAAGAUGAUACUGAGAUUUGAUACCUGGAAAGAAAAUGAGAAGUUAGAUAUGCAACAAAAGAGAACACCAGAGACAACAGAAAGCAAAUUAAACAACGAAAUCCAUCUCAAAGGCAAUACGGAACAACAGAGAAAAAUACCUGAAAUCAGAAGUGAAAUCCAAGCGAAAUCAGAAACAAAAAAUCCACUACCCAUAAUGGCGACAUGGCGCAAAACAAACACCUAA